AUGAUUUCUCCCAAAUCAAAAACUUCAACUUGAAAUUUUCAAAUUUUCAAAGAUUCAAAAACCCUAACGUCAAAAUCCCAAUUACCCUCCAAAAACUAAAAACACAUCACUUGAAUUUUCUCGGAAACCUCCGAUCUCCCUUGUCUCUCUUCCAUUGGGUUCAGAUUGUUCCAUUCAUGGCUUCGAACGAGGGCCCGGAAGGCCUAGAGGCGGAGGCUGGUGAACCCCAAGAGUUGGAGGAGCUGGAGUCGGAGGUCAAAGAAAUGUCCGAAAAGAUCAUUCACUACAGAGCUACUCUUCCGGACAAGCUCAAAGACACGUUCGUUUCCCUUCUUACAGCUCAGAGACCCAUUUUACCAGAAGGCUCCGAGCCUGGAACGUCAGGGGAUCGUAACACAGAUGCAGGACAGGUUACUUCCAGCACACCAGCAGACGGAGAUCAAGAGACUAUUGAAAAAAUACGGUUGCUUAAGGAUAAGAUUUCAAGUAAUGCCUCCAAAAUGCCUAUUGUUCUAAAGAGGAUGCGAGAGUGUAUUUCAAAGAUUGACAAAUUAGAUUCUCAAAACCGAACCAUACAUCCAGCUUUUAAAAGGAAAAGAACUAGUUGAGUUCACCACCCUUGACUGGUAUUGCAUUAGCUCUUAACUUGUGAAGAAUGACAUUGGUAUUAUAAUGAUUGAUCGAAACUGAUUUCUACAGUGAAGCCAUGCUCCAGCUUUGGAAAGGAAAUAACCGACCAGGUUUUUCGUUUUUAUUGGGUUCUAAAGUACUCAUUGUGUACUAUAAUUAUGCAAAAGAAAAAGGAAAAAAAAAAGUACCUUUCCCCUUGAAGUGUACAAUAGUAGGAUGAUGACAUUACAUCACAUGUAGCUGGUCUCCCAACCAUUCAUGAAUUAAUUGUGAAGAGAAAGAUGUAGAGCUCAGAAUAUGUCCUCCCCUGUUUGUUAUGUCACUGGCAUAUAAACCGUACCACUAGCACUUUUCUUUUUCUUUCUUAUUGUUAUUAUUUUUUUAAUGAAUGGAUAGGCACUAUUAAGAUUUCUUUUUCGUUUGGGUCAGUGUUAGUCACACCGAAGUUAGAGAUGUACCCUUUUCUAGGAUUAAUCUUUAAUAAACUGUUCAAUGCUUUAAUUUAACCUUAUAUGAAAGAUUAAUGAUCCGCAAGAAGGUCAAGUAUCACCCUUUGAAAUA
Molecule: messenger RNA, 1191 nt
Organism: Humulus lupulus (European hop)
Lineage: Eukaryota; Viridiplantae; Streptophyta; Magnoliopsida; Rosales; Cannabaceae
Exons: 2
Coding region: 177-608 (143 amino acids)
Source: RefSeq, a predicted model, not a curated record